CUUUUGCUUUCUAUUAUUCAACGCUUAUUCUUCACUCACUCAGUUACGCUACCUUUUAUCUCUGUCAUACCUGACAACUAUCAUUAUCUUUCUUUAUAAAACUAUUAUAUAUUAUCCUUUACGAUUAUGUCAUUACUUGGUGGGAUUGUAGAUGAUGUCCUAGCGUACGGCGACCGCUGCUGCUGCUGCUGCUCCCAAACAGACUUCUACGACUUCUACGGCAUCUGUCUCAACGCCACCGCCGGCGACUUCUUCCGCUCCCGCGCCACAGCCAACCACAGUGACGUCAAAGUCAUCUCCACUACCGUCAUCGACUAAAACUGUCUCAACUUCGACGCUUUCGACGUCCAGUGUUUCUCCAGCAAGCCGUGCGGAAUCUGCGACAGGGAUUCGAUCACUGACCAAAUCCAAUGCAAGCGGUCUCAUACAUACCUCCUCAUCAGCAUCACCUGCUCAAAGUACCUUUAUUGCCACUGCUGCCAAGACUCAAUCAGGCUCUUCAUCACAUCCUUCAAUCUCAACAGGAUUCAUCGUCUUUCUCGCAUGCGCUGGAUUUAUCUUAUUAUGGAUCCUUGUGAUGGGAAUGGUCUUACGUCGUCGUCGUCAUCGAAUCAAUGCUGAAAGAUCUAGAGAAGUUCAAACUCAAAUGUCAGGGAUGGUAGGAUUUGGAAAAUUAGAUGAUGAUAAUGGAGCACCAAUUCCAUUACAAAGAGCUAGAAAGAAUACCAUUGAUUGGAUAGAAGAAUCUAAUGGAUUUGAAUUUGUU
This is a messenger RNA of Melampsora larici-populina 98AG31, 766 nucleotides long. RefSeq lists its product as uncharacterized. Bases 127 to 318 code for a protein of 63 amino acids. The transcript has 3 exons. The record is from RefSeq and is a predicted model, not a curated record. Lineage: Eukaryota; Fungi; Basidiomycota; Pucciniomycetes; Pucciniales; Melampsoraceae.